AUGGGGGCUUUGGACUACUUCUCUAAUCUCUGUGAGUGUAGGAGCCUGCAUGAAAGCAAGCAGCUCCAUAAGCUCAGAAAACUCAAGCAACUCCAGACGGUCGAGAUAAAGGUGAAAAUGGACUGUGAAGGGUGCGAGAGGCAGGUGAGGAAGUCUGUGGAAGGAAUGAAAGGAGUGACCCAAGUCGUGAUCGAGCCCAAGCUGAACAAACUCACGGUCGUCGGAUACGUGGAACCCAAGAAAGUGCUCCACCGUGUCAAGCAUCGAACGGGGAAGAGGCCAGUCAUGUGGCCUUACGUGCCGUAUGAUGAGAUUCCCCACCCCUACGCACCAGGGGUGUAUGAUAGGAAGGCCCCACCCGGGUACGUGCGAAACCCCUCCCAAGAUCCCCAAGUUUCCAAUCUCGCACGUGCCAGUUCCACUGAGGUGAAGUACACCACAGCCUUCAGUGAUGACAACCCCAACGCAUGCAUAAUCAUGUGAAUCAGUCACAUCAUCACAUGUACCAUACAUGCAUGCAUACAUAGGUCCCCGCCAUACUCACCUGUUUUUAUUUUUUAUUUUUUAUUUUGU
This is a messenger RNA of Vitis riparia (riverbank grape), 573 nucleotides long. Its product is annotated as heavy metal-associated isoprenylated plant protein 27. The transcript has 2 exons. Gene Ontology annotation, molecular function: metal ion binding. Bases 1 to 483 code for a protein of 160 amino acids. The record is from RefSeq and is a predicted model, not a curated record. Lineage: Eukaryota; Viridiplantae; Streptophyta; Magnoliopsida; Vitales; Vitaceae.